Limulus polyphemus (Atlantic horseshoe crab) is the source of this 2707-nucleotide messenger RNA. Its product is annotated as serine/threonine-protein phosphatase 2A 55 kDa regulatory subunit B alpha isoform-like. Gene Ontology annotation, cellular component: cytosol; protein phosphatase type 2A complex. Gene Ontology annotation, biological process: peptidyl-serine dephosphorylation. The record is from RefSeq and is a predicted model, not a curated record. Gene Ontology annotation, molecular function: protein binding; protein phosphatase regulator activity. NCBI's taxonomy places the organism in Eukaryota, Metazoa, Arthropoda, Merostomata, Xiphosura, Limulidae.
CUGAUAUUAUUUCCUGUGUUGAAUUCAACCAUAGUGGAGAGUUACUUGCCACUGGUGACAAAGGUGGAAGAGUUGUAAUUUUCCAGCGUGAUCCAGAAUCCAAGCAGGCCUCACCUAGAAGGGGUGAAUAUAAUGUGUAUAGUACCUUCCAAAGCCAUGAAGCAGAAUUUGACUACCUAAAAAGCUUAGAAAUUGAAGAAAAAAUAAAUAAAAUCAGAUGGUUGAAGCGAAAAAAUCCAGCUCAUUUCCUGCUUUCAACAAAUGAUAAAACGAUCAAGUUGUGGAAAGUGUCUGAAAGGGAUAAGAUGAUUGAUGGGUACAAUUUGAAAGAUGAAAAUGGAAGAAUGAAAGAUCCCACCUCCAUUACUACUCUACAAGUGCCAGUAUUAAAACCCAUGGAGCUUAUGGUUGAAGCAAGUCCCAGAAGAAUAUUUGCAAAUGCUCACUCAUACCACAUAAAUUCCAUUUCAGUAAAUAGUGACCAAGAAACUUACCUCUCAGCUGAUGAUUUGAGGAUUAAUUUAUGGCAUUUAGAAAUAACAGACCAGAGCUUCAAUAUUGUUGAUAUUAAGCCAACCAAUAUGGAAGAGUUAACAGAAGUCAUCACUGCAGCAGAAUUCCACCCUUCUCAAUGUAAUAUGUUCGUCUACAGCAGUAGUAAAGGGACUAUUAGGUUGUGUGACAUGAGAUCAUCAGCACUUUGUGACCAUCAUUCAAAGUUGUUUGAAGAACCAGAAGAUCCCACGAGUAGGAGUUUCUUCUCAGAAAUUAUCUCCAGUAUAUCGGAUGUGAAGUUUAGUAAUAAUGGGCGGUACAUGAUUUCUAGAGAUUAUUUAUCUGUGAAAGUGUGGGAUUUGAAUAUGGACAGUAAACCUGUUGAAUGUUAUCACGUGCACGAGUAUCUUCGGUCCAAGCUAUGUAGUUUAUAUGAAAAUGAUUGUAUCUUUGACAAGUUUGAGUGCUGUUGGAAUGGAACUGAUAGGUGGGUACAGGAGGGAAGAGAAAGAGAGAUGAAAUUGGUGUAGACUGUUUAGAUUUUAGUAGAAAAAUUCUGCACACAGCAUGGCACCCACAAGAAAAUAUCAUUGCAGUAGCAGCAACCAAUAAUCUGUACAUUUUUCAGGAGAAGCUGUAGCUGCUGUGUCAACAUUUGUUCAUUCUGUAAAAUGGUUCACUUUUCUGACCAUAGCCAGGAUGCUUGUAUACCACACAUGUGGACCUUAGGACUUGGAAAGUGUUACCAUGUACUUGUAAUUAGAAGGCAUGAUGGGAGGAAGUACCUCAAUCUGAAUAAACAGUUUAUUGUUCAACCUUGAGAUUUUGGAGAAUGCUGUGAAACAAACGUAUAAUUGUUUUCUUCUGGCUGUGAUGUACAUAUAUAAAUUCCUUAGCCAUCAAUCCUUGUGUACUGUGCCUUCAUUGGGAACUGUUGUCCUUAUCAUGCUUCAGUUCAGUUGUCAAAGGUCACCUAAUGUAUGUAUGUAUAUAUGUAGUGUGUAUAUAUUUGUUUUUCCCUGCUGAAUUUAGCAAUUACUCAUGAAUAACAAUUUUAGUUGCCUGUCAUGCUUUCAGAAUGACUGCUCAAGGGAAUAUGGUAGUUGAGAGUCAUCAGCCUGUGCAUAAAUCUUGUUCUUAAUUGGGUAUUAUUGCAUUCAAGUAUGACAUAUGAUUUAUAUGUUAAAUACCCUAUUAUAUUCUGGUCAUAUCUGUUUCGUCAUAUGCAUUCAGAACAUUUCUGUAAAAUAUCAUUAAUACAAAUAACAGGAUUACAAAAAAAUGUAUUCUGUAACAGUAAAUGUUUGUAUAUGGUUCUACUUUGCCAUGCUACUUAAACUCUGUUUUAUUGACUUAUGUCAGUUACUUCUAUUAACUAUUUUAUGAAUUCAAAAUUCUUUCCAGUAAAUUAUUUUUUACAAGUAGUCUUCCAGAUUGCCCUCUUUUUUUUCUAUAACUAUCAUUGUUAAGUCACAAUCCAUGCAUUAUAUUAAUCUUCACAUCUAUUAAACUGUUAGGAACAAUUGUUUUUAUAAGCUGAUCAUAGCUAGUACAGGAUUUUAUUACAGUGAUGUGAAAUGAACCAGUUAACUGGAGUUUUUACUCUGAAAUGGUUAAUAAUUACAAUGAUUUUUUUUUCUCUAAUAUCAGGUUAAGUCUGUAUUGGACAUACAUGUAUGAAAUAAAUUAGUAAAAAUAUUUCUGUGAAGUGACAUACUGCCUCAAAUCUCAUUAAAAUACAAAAUAUAUUGUUUAAUAUGUUGUGCUGCCUCCUAUUACUAUUUUCCAAACCAUUACUUCCCUAACUUUGACAGAGUUAACUCUUGGGUAACAAAACCAUGAUCUUUUCCUUAAUAAAAUUUGAUACAUGUUGAUAGACCAAUCCCAAGGUAAGUUACACUUAAUUUUAAACUUUUGCAAAUAUUGUAUAAAAUAAAGCUCUUGUGGUAGUAAAUAAUAUGAGCUAUUUAGUACUAGUAGAAUAUUUUUAUUUUGCUCAGGAUGGUUUAUAAUUGAAGUGUCCUGAUUGUAGGUACUGCUGUGUGUGUGUGUGUGUGUAUGUGUCUGUAUACAUAUACGCACACACACACACCUGUGAAAAGACAAACUAUCUUGUAAUAAAUGUAUAAAUUAGUAUAGCUGGAAACGUGAAGGAUCCUGUAUAAACAUUGUUGUGCUAUAGACAUAAUAAAGAAUGAGAGUGCUCAAGUUA